This is a messenger RNA of Abrus precatorius (Indian licorice), 1597 nucleotides long. Its product is annotated as protein IQ-DOMAIN 14-like. The record is from RefSeq and is a predicted model, not a curated record. Bases 29 to 1432 code for a protein of 467 amino acids. The transcript is spliced from 4 exons. Gene Ontology annotation, molecular function: protein binding. NCBI's taxonomy places the organism in Eukaryota, Viridiplantae, Streptophyta, Magnoliopsida, Fabales, Fabaceae.
CCACCAAUGACUUAAGAAAAUUCACAUCAUGGGCUUUCUCCGGCGACUCUUCGGCGGCAAAAAGCACCACAACCCGGUAACCACAAACGGGUCGGAUCCCAAACCGGGCAAAGAUAAGAGAACAUGGAGCUUCGUGAAACACACCACACGAGACAAGUCUCACGCAUUACCCUCUGCUAACACCAACUUUGACCCCUCCACUUCUUCUGUUCCUUUCACCGACUCCUUGGACGCCAAUAAGCAUGCCAUCGCCGUCGCCGCUGCCACCGCCGCCGUCGCCGAGGCUGCUCUCGCCGCCGCUCACGCCGCAGCCGAGGUCGUCAGGCUAACCAGCAGCACCGGUAGUGCCACCGCCAGGCCCCACACGGCGGCGCAACCCCGGCGAUUGGCGGAGGAAACCGCCGCCGCCGUGAAGAUUCAGUCGGCGUUCCGAGGUUACUUGGCAAGGAGGGCAUUGAGAGCACUAAAAGCAUUGGUGAAGUUGCAAGCAUUGGUGAGGGGUCACAUUGUAAGAAAGCAAACUGCGGAUAUGCUGAGGCGCAUGCAAACAUUGGUGCGACUGCAGUCGAGGGCACGUGCAAGUCGUGUGAUCCUGUCAGAUAAUAAUAUGCAUUCUUUCAAGUCUUCACUUUCUCAUUACCCUGUCCCUGAAGAUUAUGAGCACCCCUUUCGUGCCUAUAGUACCAAAUUUGAUGGAUCUUCUAUACUCAAGAGAUGUAGUUCCAAUGCAAAUUUUAGGGACAUUGACUUGGAGAGAACCAGGUUUGGUUCCAAUUGGUUUGAAGGUUGGAUGGAAGAAAGUGCAUGGAGCCAAACUAGAGAAGCUUCAUUGAGAAAUGGACAAACUGAUGAUGAUAAGAGUGACAAGAUUCUUGAAGUAGAUACUUGGAAGCCACACUUGAACACACACCAUAGUAGUAGCUCACAUCAUUAUUUGUCUUGUGAUUACAACAAUGAGAGUUUUGUGGCGUAUGAGUCUCCAUCAAAACGUUCUUCAAGAGCUCUAAAUCCAAGUCUCUCUUCAAGGGAGGUUUUACCGUUAGGUUCUCUCAAGUUCCACAAAGGAAAAGAAGCAGCAGCUUCAAGAACAUCUGAGAAUAGUCCUCAACCAUUUUCUGCUUCUUCUAGGCUUGGAAGUGGUACAAGGAGAGGUCCGUUUACACCCACUAAGAGUGAGUGUUCAUGGGGUUUCUUCAGUGGCUACACGGGUCAUCCCAAUUACAUGGCAAAUACUGAAUCUUCCAGAGCUAAGGUUAGGUCACAUAGUGCUCCAAGGCAAAGGGUGGAGUAUGAGAGAUAUGGUGCCACUAGAAGGUCUCUUCAGGGUUUUUGGGAUGCAGGGCCUAGUGCAGAUAGGGAUGCUGAUUUUAGGAACAAGGCCUAUUCAAGCACAUGCAGCUUGGACAGAAUUGAAAGUGCAAAUUUAAGGUGACAUCACAAGUUUUGUGAAUGAAGACGAUUCCUCCCCAAAAAAAAAAAGAAAACGAAAAAUAGAAGCGACAUUAGUUUGUUUUGCUUGGGUUUUGUGUAUGAAAGCAGUUUUAGGAUGUAAGUAUUUGACCUGUACUCUUAUAGUCUUUAUGUCCACACGAUCAUA